Molecule: messenger RNA, 4265 nt
Organism: Stereum hirsutum FP-91666 SS1
Lineage: Eukaryota; Fungi; Basidiomycota; Agaricomycetes; Russulales; Stereaceae
Product: Rgp1-domain-containing protein
Exons: 6
Coding region: 1-3438 (1145 amino acids)
Biological process (GO): retrograde transport, endosome to Golgi
Cellular component (GO): Ric1-Rgp1 guanyl-nucleotide exchange factor complex; Golgi membrane
Source: RefSeq, a predicted model, not a curated record
AUGUCCACCACGGCAGACAUAGACACUGCACUCCGCGUCGUCGUCUCUCCCUCUCAGUCUUCAUAUUUCGCAGGCGAACCUCUACAAGUUACCAUCACCAUCACCAACACUCGCUCCGCUUCAGAGCCUGCAAACUUACCUUCGCUCUCUGCUGCUCGCCACGCUCACAAAAGAAGUGCUCACUCUGUCAGCUCCGCCCCUCUUGCCCGGCCACCUACGUCGCCUGUCCCCUCGUCCCCCCGCAUCUCCUCCCCACUCGCACGCACACCCAGUACUUCAUCCGACCCGCCCGUCCCCGCACACCAUCCUCACGCCCGUAAACCCUCUCUGCUCGAGAUCCCCUCCCAACCCACGGCCGCCCCACUUGUCAAUCAGCCAGCUCAUCCUUUUAACGGUACUUUGUCGCAACUACCCCCAGUCCCACAAACAGCCUCCGCUUCCGCUUCUUCAUUCUCCGUCUCCCUAGACCCCAUCGCCGAAACUCUCACGUCACCUAUUCCUCAAACACCCGGUAUCCCUUCCCCGAUUACUCCCUCCCAUUCCUUCGCCCCGACCUCCGUGCCUGCCCCUCUCAUAAAUGGCAGGAGCAGGAGUAAAUCCGGCGACGCACUGACAAACGGACACGCAUACCCUCCCCGAGGCCCACCCACCACCACUACCACAAACGACAACACCAACACCCGCAAACCAGCCCAACAUGCCCUCGGGCACGGCCUCCCCUCCUCUUCCUCCCUCACCGACCUCGGCUCCUCAUCCACCCCCCACAAACCCCCACCACCCAAACGACAAUCCACUCUCCCCACCCUAGGCCCCCUCCCAAAUAGUGAACUCGUCCUCUACGCCUACGUCCAACUCACCGGCCUCGCCACUCUCGCUCCCACGGCCUCCGCCUCCAACACGCGGAGCGUGCCCCUCGGUGCCUUAAGGGACAAAUAUACCAAGGCGCGGGGGAUGGUGUGUGGAGGUGGGAGUAUGGAUAUUACGGGCUCCGUGUCCGGGAUGGGUGGGGGAAUGGGUACGCCGAUGAUGGGAUCGGGAGGCGUGGGCGCGGGGAUGGGCGGGAUGGGCGCGGCGAGGAAGAGACAUGCGAGGAGCACGAGUUUGACGGCGGGAUUGUUGUCGUUACUAUCCCCUGCUCUCGGUGGAGGAGGAGGCUCGAUCCCGUCACACUCAAGCGUUCCGUCUGGUGUGGGUUCGACUGGGGUUGGAGGGGCUUCCGCUGCUGGUUCGGGAUGGACACCGGGACAUAGGAAUCGGACGUCGUAUAUCGGAUCGUUAUUCUCCCCUUCGGUCUCGUCGUUCUCGAUACCUCCAACACCAAAAACGGCGACUGGUGUUCCCCCUCAAUCCCAAUCUCAGUCCCAGAAUCCGGGUGGGAAAGGCGUGGGGUUGGGUUUAGGCGUAGAUGGGAAUGUGCCGAACGGGAACGGGCAUGUCGGCGUGGCGAAUGGAUAUGGACCUGGACAUAGGAAUGGGCAUGUGAACGGUGGGAGCGUGGUGGUGAGAGAGAGACAGAGGGAGUACAUCCCGGCACCACCACAAGGGAUGUUGGUGGAUGAGUGGGACCCUGAGACGGCUUUACCUGUUUUCGAAGUUCGACCUGCGAUGUUGGCUGUCGAUCUUUCGUUAGGGCCGGGCGAGUCGAGGUCUUAUACAUAUACGGUAGCCCUCCCCUCGCAUCUCCCACCCACAUUCAAGGGAAGGUCCCUCAAAUUCUCAUACGAGCUGGCGGUCGGGACAUGUCGCGCCUCGACCUCCUCCAAACCUCCAUCGAACGCGUCGAACUCGAGUCUAGGUGGAAGCCCGAGCAUAAACGGAUCGACGAGCACGAGCAGUAGCAGGGUCAUGAAGGUGCCAAUCAGGGUCUACAAUCAUGUUUCCGUGGAUAGACCACAAAGACCGUACGAUCUUCUCGGGCUCCCGAGUUCGUCCCCUGAGAUCCCGGCAGAGGCGAAAGUCGCAGAGAUCGAGGUGCCUCUCACAGUUCCUGUCCUGACGCAUAAACAGGCCCUGUUCGGAGUCGGUGCUGGAAAUGGAAAUGGAGAUGGAGAUGGGGAUGGUGAGUACAGGAAUCAGAUUUCGUCGCCCGUUUCGCCUUCUUUGAGUCCGCUGCCACCGCUCAAGGGUUCGAUUGGGGAUCUAAGGAUGUACGGCCUGAGGUUAUUACACGACGCCGAACAAGACAAACUACUGUCCCCAUCAAUUACCUCGCCAAAUGGCGCACCGUCUCUCUCCCCCUCAUCCGCCUCUUCCUUAUCACCCUCAUCCGCCUCUUCCUUAUCACCCUCAUCCGCCCUCUCCCCUCCCACCUCCGCCCUCUCGCCCAUUUCCGAACCCGAUGACGCCCCCACGGGGACACUCCGCGGGUGCCGGGAAGCCGUGGAGAUCCUCACGCGGGUGCCGAAGAAGGUUUCGUAUGAUGUGCAUAAGGACGGGGUGAAGGUUGCGGUGUUGACGUUUACGAAGCAGGCGUGGAGGUUGGGGGAGACUGUGGUGGGUGUUGUGGAGGUGAAUGAGAGGAGUGGGAGGGGGAGGGUGUUGAAGCUCUCGGCGAUGCUCGAAGCGCACGAAUCUCUCCCCGCAGACCUGUCCGCCCCCUCCGACGCACGAUAUCUCAAACGCGUCCACGCAGAACAUCACACCUCCUUCGUCGCCUCCACAUCCCGUACGACCUUCUCCCUCGACAUCCCCUCCGACGCGUCCCCCGCCUUCCAAGUCUCUCUGGACCCUCCUUCUUCCUCCCCUACUCCGCCGACAUACACAUACGGACAACCUUUCAACACCAACGGUCAGUCGAUCGGGAGUGGAAGCAAGAAAGGAGGCCUCGAAUGGAAAGUCAGGCUUUGUCUCCUUGUCGCCGUCGCCAAGCCGAACACCUGGGCAGGCAAAGAAGGCGUUCGGAUCAAAGGAUUAGUGAGACAAGGCGCGAAGGGCGAAUGGGGAAGCAGUUGGGUGCCGACCGGGGGUAUUGGCGGCUUGGAGAGGGUUUUGGGGACUCCUCCAGCCGCGUCUAGCUCGCCACCUGGUCUCAAUGGGAAGGGAGUGGGAAUGGGAGCUGGAGCCAGGGAUGGGAGUGGGAAUGAGAAUGGAGGAGAGAAGGGGAAGACGAAGAGUUGGGGGGAGUUCUUCGCGAGUGCGUUCCUGGGGCCGACGGAGAAUGCCUUCCAUGACGGCGAUCUUGAUUCUUACUCUUCUGAAGAGGAAGAGGAAGAGGACGACUUGUCGUCGAUUUCCUCGUCUGAUUCACCGGGAAGGAGGGACCGAGCUGGCAAGGGACGGGGCGGAAAGGGGAAGGGUGGGAAAGGAGAAGAGGAUCUAGGUGGUGGGAAGGACGGAUGGACGGAGUUGGGGGUCGAGAUGGUGGAGUGUGAGGUGCCGGUGAAGGUCUGGCCGGGAAAUACGGCGUUCAGGGCUAUGGAUGUUUUGUUCGACGUUUGAUGGGUUUGACCGACUUGACCUACCACCGACUUCGAGGCAAGGAGUGGGGGUUAGGGGUGAUAGAUUGCAUGUGGAGUGGAGGAGUUUCGGGGGCCGGGUGAUUUAUAUCCACUCAGCAAAAGUCGGGGUUGACGUUCAAGAUCCUCGAGGUACGAACGGAAGACAGCAAACUCCACUACUCGGAGCUACGGGAACAGGACCAAUACCGACCACGGAUAGAAAAGGUUGGGUUUAGAGGCGGGGAAGCGUCGUGGUGAUCCGGGGAGGCCUUAUCGCGCUCGGCAUCGAACGGAAUACGAAACACACCGUUUGGACAACACGAACGAAUGGACCAGGGUAUUUGGGCUUAAGGGACUGUGUACCCAUCCAGGACACAUACAGAUGAUCCACCUCGAGCCUCGCCCGACCUCGUCCAGCUUCGAGCUCGUUAUCCGCAACUUCCCUCUGCUCCUCAACGCCUGACGGUCCGACUCCAUCCUCCGAGGUUCGAAAGACGAGAGAGUCGGAAGAUACUUGGGUGUUCUGGGUGCGAGUUGUGUGUGGUUCAGUGUUGGCGUAUUUCUGCUGUGCCACAACUUGCGGAUCAGGUAUGGGUCCCUUUCGACUCUCGAUUGGUUGGCCACGGACGGAGAGACCGCAUGUAUGUAAAGUGGCCCAACAGGGAAGACAAACGAGCGAACCGAUUCGGAGUACUUCGCUGCCAGUGGGCAAGUUAGAUCACAGUCUUUCCGCUCGGAGGGCACGGAUGGGGACAUUUGCCUGAUGGAUGUACUAGAGACAAUGAUGAUCUGCGGAGUGUAGGACAAUCUGUAUGGUCACAAUGUAAC